Molecule: messenger RNA, 1953 nt
Organism: Procambarus clarkii (red swamp crayfish)
Lineage: Eukaryota; Metazoa; Arthropoda; Malacostraca; Decapoda; Cambaridae
Source: RefSeq, a predicted model, not a curated record
AUGAUUGGUGGACAGGAAGGAAGCUGGUGGACAGGAAGGAGGCUGGUAGACAGGAAGGAGGCUGAUAGACAAGAAGUCCCAAAGGUACCGGUGGUAGUUAUACUUGUGGUAGUUAUACCAGUGUUAGAUAUACCAGUGGUAGUUAUACCAGUGGUAGUUAUACCAGUGGUAGAUAUACCAGUGUUAGAUAUACCAGUGGUAGAUAUACCAGUGUUAGAUAUACCAGUGGUAGUUAUACCAGUGUUAGAUAUACCAGUGGUAGAUAUACCAGUGUUAGAUAUACCAGUGGUAGAUAUACCAGUGGUAGAUAUACCAGUGGUAGAUAUACCAGUGGUAGAUAUACCAGUGAUAGAUAUACCAGUGGUAGAUAUACCAGUGGUAGAUAUACCGGUGGUAGUUAUACCGGUGGUAGUUAUACCGGUGGUAGUUAUACCGGUGGUAGAUAUACCAGUGGUAGAUAUACCAGUGGUAGAUAUACCAGUGGUAGAUAUACCAGUGGUAGAUAUACCAGUGGUAGAUAUACCAGUGGUAGAUAUACCAGUGGUAGAUAUACCAGUGGUAGAUAUACCAGUGGUAGAUAUACCAGUGGUAGAUAUACCAGUGGUAGAUAUACCAGUGGUAGAUAUACCAGUGGUAGAUAUACCAGUGGUAGAUAUACCAGUGUGUUCCCCGAGUGUUAGUGUUCCCCCGAGUGUUAGUGUUCCCCCGAGUGUUAGUGUUCCCCCGAGUGUUAGUGUUCCCCCGAGUGUUAGUGUUCCCCCGAGUGUUAGUGUUCCCCCGAGUGUUAGUGUUCCCCCGAGUGUUAGUGUUCCCCCGAGUGUUAGUGUUCCCCCGAGUGUUAGUGUUCCCCCGAGUGUUAGUGUUCCCCCGAGUGUUAGUGUUCCCCCGAGUGUUAGUGUUCCCCCAAGUGUUAGUGUUCCCCCAAGUGUUAGUGUUCCCCCAAGUGUUAGUGUUCCCCCAAGUGUUAGUGUUCCCCCAAGUGUUAGUGUUCCCCCAAGUGUUAGUGUUCCCCCAAGUGUUAGUGUUCCCCCAAGUGUUAGUGUUCCCCCAAGUGUUAGUGUUCCCCCAAGUGUUAGUGUUCCCCCAAGUGUUAGUGUUCCCCCAAGUGUUAGUGUUCCCCCAAGUGUUAGUGUUCCCCCAAGUGUUAGUGUUCCCCCAAGUGUUAGUGUUCCCCAAGUUGUUAGUGUUCCCCCAAGUGUUAGUGUUCCCCCAAGUGUUAGUGUUCCCCCAAGUGUUAGUGUUCCCCCAAGUGUUAGUGUUCCCCCAAGUGUUAGUGUUCCCCCAAGUGUUAGUGUUCCCCCAAGUGUUAGUGUUCCCCCAAGUGUUAGUGUUCCCCCAAGUGUUAGUGUUCCCCCAAGUGUUAGUGUUCCCCCAAGUGUUCCCCCAAGUGUUAGUGUUCCCCCAAGUGUUAGUGUUCCCCCAAGUGUUAGUGUUCCCCCAAGUGUUAGUGUUCCCCCAAGUGUUAGUGUUCCCCCAAGUGUAGUGUUCCCCCAAGUUGUUAGUGUUCCCCCAAGUGUUAGUGUUCCCCCAAGUGUUAGUGUUCCCCCAAGUGUUAGUGUUCCCCCAAGUGUUAGUGUUCCCCCAAGUGUUAGUGUUCCCCCAAGUGUUAGUGUUCCCCCAAGUGUUAGUGUUCCCCCAAGUGUUAGUGUUCCCCCAAGUGUUAGUGUUCCCCCAAGUGUUAGUGUUCCCCCAAGUGUUAGUGUUCCCCCAAGUGUUAGUGUUCCCCCAAGUGUUAGUGUUCCCCCAAGUGUUAGUGUUCCCCCAAGUGUUAGUGUUCCCCCAAGUGUUAGUGUUCCCCCAAGUGUUAGUGUUCCCCCAAGUGUUAGUGUUCCCCCAAGUGUUAGUGUUCCCCCAAGUGUUAGUGUUCCCCCAAGUGUUAGUGUUCCCCCAAGUGUUAGUGUUCCCCCAAGUGUUAGUGUUCCCCCAAGUGUUAGUGUUUCCCCCAAGUGUUAG